AUUAUGUUCGAGAAGUGGAAUAUUAAGAUUUGUUGAUGUAGAAAUUACAAUACAACAGCAAAACCAAACGGAUAGCUCAGUAACAGCAUGGAUGGUCAACCAACGAAUCGAUUCAACGAACCCAUGGAUAGGGACACUAGACAGAAACAAACUAAUCAGAGGAGAGAUGCUACGACAUUUG
Molecule: messenger RNA, 181 nt
Organism: Candidula unifasciata
Lineage: Eukaryota; Metazoa; Mollusca; Gastropoda; Stylommatophora; Geomitridae
Source: the annotation of a GenBank genome assembly